Molecule: messenger RNA, 2963 nt
Organism: Mastomys coucha (southern multimammate mouse)
Lineage: Eukaryota; Metazoa; Chordata; Mammalia; Rodentia; Muridae
Gene: Nrros
Product: negative regulator of reactive oxygen species
Exons: 3
Coding region: 630-2708 (692 amino acids)
Molecular function (GO): protein binding
Source: RefSeq, a predicted model, not a curated record
GUGAGGCCAGAGGUGUUGGCUCUCCUAGAGCUGGAGUUGUAGGAGGUUGUGAACCACAUGACAUGGGUACUGGUAACCAAACUCAGGUCCUCUGCAAAAGCAGGGAGUGUGAUUAACUGCUGAGCUGUCUCUCCAACCCCUUGUCUUGAUUGUUGACACAGACCUUUAAAUCCAGCCUUCCUGCAUAGAUGUUAUGUAUUUCAUCGGUAUAGCGAUGUAGUCGUCCCUCUAGAAGUUCACUCUGCUGUCUUUUUUUUCUGUACCGUUACAGAGAUGAUACAUAAGAACAGCAACCACCCAUGCUGCUCCAUGCUAUUUGGAAUUCAUAAAUAAUAAUUCCGUUAUUAGCGGCUUUCAUGGUUAAUGAAGCACUUUCGCAUAUACCAUCCUCUGUGGCUCACAUAAAAGUCUCUGAGUGGAUAUUAUUGCUCCUGAUUUGUGGGAGGAUUAUCCAAGUCUUGGGGACUCCAUACCCAUGAUGGAGAGUGGAAGCGGAAUUUAAACUCUGGACUGUCAGGUUCCAAACUCUAUUGUCGUCUUUCUAUGACAUUCUGUUAACUUAUGGCGAGACGUUGCCCUUACAGGCAUGGCGAGAUUUAUUCUUGUAUGUAUGUUGAGCUGUGCUUGAGAUGGAGUUCCUGCCCCUUUGGCUUUGCCUGAGUUUUCACUUCUUGACUGUGGAAUGGAGGAGUGGACGUGGGACAGCUACUGCAGCUUCCCAAGGAGGCUGCAAGGCGGUCGACGGAGUCGCUGACUGUCGGGGUCUGAACCUCGCUUCAGUACCCAGCAGUCUUCCAUCCCAUUCCCGGAUGCUCGUUCUGGAUGACAACCCUCUCAAGGUCCUGUGGAAUCAUUCCCUCCAGGCCUACCCACGCCUGGAGAACCUCAGCCUGCACAGCUGUCACCUGGACCGUAUCAGCCACUACGCCUUCCAAGAGCAAGGCCACUUGCGAAACCUGGUUCUGGCAGACAACCGCCUCUCUGAGAACUACAAGGAGUCAGCCGCUGCUCUCCACACCCUGCUGGGACUUCGAAGACUUGACUUGUCUGGAAACUCCCUGACUGAAGACAUGGCAGCUCUUAUGCUUCAGAACCUCUCCUCACUGGAGGUUGUGUCCUUGGCAAGGAAUACUGUCAUGAGGCUCGACGACUCUGUCUUUGAGGGCCUGGAACACCUCGUGGAGCUGGAUUUGCAGAGAAACUACAUCUUUGAGAUUGAGGGUGGUGCGUUUGAUGGCUUGACUGAGCUCAGGCGUCUCAACCUCGCCUACAACAACCUCCCCUGCAUUGUGGACUUCAGCCUCACCCGGUUACGGUUCCUUAACAUCAGUUAUAACAUCCUGGAGUGGUUCCUGGCAGCCAGGGAGGAGGUGGCCUUCGAACUGGAGAUGCUGGACCUGUCUCACAACCAGCUGCUCUUUUUCCCACUCCUGCCUCAGUGCGGCAAGCUGCACACCCUCCUGCUACAGGACAACAACAUGGGCUUCUACAGGGAGCUUUACAACACCUCCUCCCCACAGGAGAUGGUGGCCCAGUUCCUUCUCGUGGAUGGCAAUGUGACUAAUAUCACAACCGUCAACCUCUGGGAAGAGUUUUCCUCCAGCGACCUGUCAGCACUUCGCUUUCUGGACAUGAGCCAAAACCAGUUCCGGCACCUGCCAGAUGGUUUCCUGAAGAAAACACCUUCCCUCUCCCACCUGAACCUCAACCAAAAUUGCCUGAAGAUGCUCCACAUUCGGGAGCACGAGCCGCCGGGAGCACUCACGGAGCUGGAUCUGAGCCAUAACCAGCUGGCAGAGCUGCACCUGGCGCCGGGGCUCACUGGCUCCCUAAGGAACCUCCAAGUGUUCAACCUGAGUUCCAACCAGCUCCUGGGAGUGCCCGCUGGCCUUUUCGACAAUGCCAGCAGCAUCACUACAAUCGACAUGAGUCACAAUCAGAUCUCUCUUUGUCCCCAGAUGGUGCCGUUAGACUGGGAGGGGCCCUCCAGCUGUGUGGAUUUCAGAAACAUGGCCUCUUUGAGGAGCCUUUCUCUGGGUGGCUGUGGGUUGAAGGCAUUACAAGACUGCCCAUUCCAGGGGACCUCACUCACUCAUUUAGACCUGUCGAGCAACUGGGGGAUUCUGAAUGCGAGCAUCAGCCCUCUCCGGGCUGUUGCCCCUACGCUACAGGUCCUGUCUCUCAGGGACGUGGGCCUUGGUUCUGGUUCUGCAGAGAUGGACUUCUCAGCGUUUGGGAAACUGAGGGAGUUGGAUCUGUCAGGGAAUUCCCUAACCAGCUUCCCAAGGUUCCAGGGCAGUUUGGCCCUGCGGACUCUCGACCUCCGCAGAAACUCUCUCACCGCCCUUCCUCAGAGGGUUGUGUCCGAGCAGCCUCUAAAGGAUCUGCAGACCAUCUACCUCAGCCAGAACCCUUAUGACUGCUGUGGGGUGGAGGGAUGGGGUGCCCUGCAGCACUUCAAGACUGUUGCCGACUUAUCCAUGGUCACGUGCAACCUCUCUUCCAAGAUCGUUCGUGUGGUCGAGCUGCCGGAAGGCCUGCCUCAGGGCUGUAAGUGGGAGCAGGUGGACACCGGUCUCUUCUACCUCGUGCUCAUCCUGCCCAGCUGCCUCACCCUGCUGGUGGCCUGCACCGUCGUCUUCCUCACUUUUAAGAAGCCUUUGCUUCAGGUCAUCAAGAGCCGCUGUCACUGGUCCUCCAUAUACUGACCCCUGUGCCAAGGCUAGAGACCUACCUGGUUUGUGUCUCGAGGAUGCUUCUCUCCACUGGAUCUUCACUUCUCGCGGGGGUCGAGUGUGAUGUGUUGAAGGUUAAACUAAAAUUUGAAAGAGUUUCCAUCCUCAGUCCCAUUAACUUCUCCCACCCUUGUGAUUUAUCCUCAUUGUCCUGGUGAAAUAUUUAUUAAAUGACAUUCUGUGAGAAUAAAGGGUGCAUCUCAUAAAUAUAUUAAAAAAUCAAAUGCA